AAUAAUUAUAAAUUUUUACUUAAAAUUAAAAAUUUUGAGGUUAAACUUAGGAAAAACAAGACUUGUCACUUAUUAUAUAUUUAUGAUUUAAAUUUAUCCCUUUAAUAUAGGAGAUAUAUAUUUUGUCUUGAGAAUAGUAGAAAAAUAUAGUAAAUAAUUAAUAGCCGUUUCAAGUUUACUAUUUUAAUUCUUUCGACAUGUUCGCUUUAAAAGAUUGUUUCAUGAAACCACUGGUAAGAUUUAAUUCAUCGUCGGCUGCAACUGAGUUUUUUAAUAGGAACCCUCGAAACUUGGAAAGAAUGCGUAUUGGACGAAAACCUGAUGGAUAUCAUUUAGAAAAACCUGGUAGAAAAUUCUGGCACAAACUUGAAGUAAAAGGUUCUAAUCGAACAGUAACAGCACAAGUAGUGCACUAUCUUAAUGGUCCAGUGGUUGAAGCUAAAACUUCAGAAUGGGCCCUCAGAAAGCAAUUAUACAGUAUGGUCGACACAAGUGCAUAUAUGAACUUGGGAAGAGUACUUGCACAACGAUGCCUUGAGUGUGGAAUAUCAGAAAUAUAUUGUGAUCUGAAACCGCAAGAAGGUAGUAAAAUUGAAAAGUUCCUGAAAGAAUUUGAAAAUGGAGGGAUCAAUUUGUCAGAGUUAGAUGUGUAUAAGAAUCCACAACCAUGGGAUCAAUUUAGGCCAGAGAAGCCUUGGGAAGUCAUAGAAGAAUAAUGGGCUUUAUGUUACAGAAUAGAAAUUAGUAAUACAUAAUUAUUUGUUUUUUAAA
Molecule: messenger RNA, 771 nt
Organism: Pieris napi
Lineage: Eukaryota; Metazoa; Arthropoda; Insecta; Lepidoptera; Pieridae
Gene: mRpL18
Product: 39S ribosomal protein L18, mitochondrial
Exons: 2
Coding region: 198-716 (172 amino acids)
Biological process (GO): translation
Cellular component (GO): mitochondrion; ribosome
Molecular function (GO): structural constituent of ribosome; 5S rRNA binding
Source: RefSeq, a predicted model, not a curated record